Molecule: messenger RNA, 708 nt
Organism: Brassica napus (rape)
Lineage: Eukaryota; Viridiplantae; Streptophyta; Magnoliopsida; Brassicales; Brassicaceae
Product: photosystem I chlorophyll a/b-binding protein 2, chloroplastic
Exons: 3
Coding region: 275-598 (107 amino acids)
Biological process (GO): response to light stimulus; photosynthesis, light harvesting in photosystem I
Cellular component (GO): membrane
Source: RefSeq, a predicted model, not a curated record
UUUUUGGCCCUAUUAUUUGAAAUACUAAGCUAUAGUUUUUUCGUGAACUCAGUUAAUAGUAGCUAUUUUCAUAUAGAGAAAAUAUAUGGUGGAACGAAGGUGCCACGUGACGACGAAUUAGCCAAUGGGAGACCUCGCUGCGUUAACCAUAUAGAUAUGCAGAAUAUAGUUUUGUUACCAAAGAGCUUUAUAGUUUAUACAUCCAUUCCUUCGUUUCUUCUUUUCCCCUAACACUUUGAAUCUUGGAGAAGGUCAACAAACAACGUCGAGAAUAAUGGCUUCUCUUGGUGCUUCUUCUGCCAUCGCUGCCAUAUCUUCUCAAGGUUUCUUGGGUGGGAAGAAACUGAGGCUGAAGAAGAAGCUUAGUGUUCCAGCUGUUUCCAGGUCGGCUGCGUCCGUGCGCGCGGUAGCAGCAGAUCCCGAUAGACCAAUCUGGUUCCCUGGUAGCACUCCUCCAGAGUGGCUCGACGGUAGCCUCCCUGGUGAUUUCGGAUUUGAUCCUCUUGGUCUUUCAUCUGACCCGGAUAGUCUAAAAUGGAACGCACAAGCUGUAAGGAUAAGAAGAAUAUACGAUGAAGAUCUACCAUUUACUGCAUAAUAUUCUAGUUUCUCUCUUUAAGGAAUGUUGUUAAUAUCUUCCCUAGUCUUCUUGUGUAUAUAUUGGAACCCUUGUACAUUGUGAAAGAUAUAUGAAAUACAACUUCUACA